UUUAGUUUAGCGGACGUUGCCUUUACAGCGUUGACAAGUGUGACAUGGUUUUUCUAUGGCUUCCACAUCUCUCGUGCGGGCCUGAUAAUAGCCAUAAUGUAAUACUUGCGUUCUAAUAACCUAGUGACGACCGAUUUCUAUUGGAUAGGCAGUUUCUGAAUCACAGAUUUUGCAACGUGUAUAAAUUUUUCGCUUUACAGUAGACACUUGAUUGACUGUGUGUUGGCAUUUUUCGUGGUUAUUAGUACGUAAGUAUUACAUUAUGGCUACAUAUCAGGCCCACACUAGAGAUGGUUAGCAUGGCAUGUUUUAUAUAUUAAUGAAUGCAUUUAUGAACUGCGCUUGCUUUCUCGUCUUGUGUAACUGUAUUGGCCAUGUUUGGAUUUUUAUAAUUUUGGUUGAUGACAACAUUCAAAACUACAAGUGGGAUAUUCCUUUGACACAGAUGCAUUUGUAAUUUUUCUAUAACAAAAUGUACUCCAUGUUUAUGUUUGAUAUGUUGUUUAUGUUAUGAUGGCGAGAUAUCACAUACUUUUCGAUCAACCAAGCUGCAGUUUGCCACAUAAUGUUGUAGACAUAUUGACAUUUUUGGGAUGAAAAUGUUACCAUUCUCCAUGAAGUUGUAUUUAAAUGGAGCAAAACAGAUAAUACAAAAUGAGAACUUUUCAAGCAUCAGAAUAUAGUAGAGAGACUCAAGGAAAUACAGUACAGUUGUCAAAUAACUGGUGUUUAGCUACAAUUUGUAUCUGGUGAAAUAGACCACUGCAAAAUCAGCCUACCUAAAGUUCAGUGACAUGGGUUCCUUCAGGGGGAUGGCUCAUAGUGCCAUAGGCCAGCGUCUGGUCGCCUGCCUCCUCAAUGUCUCAGAAGCCCGCAGGAAGGAAUUGGUGGAAACAGUGGCCAGGGCAGCUGUAUUUGACAGUAAUGGCGGACGGCGAGAAGGGACAACAGUGCUCAACAUCUUUAAUGAUCAAGACUACAACCGGUCUGUCAUCACCAUCGUGGCCAGUAUUGACUGCAUUAAGGAGGCAGUGCUGUCUGCGUGUGAGCAGGCCUGUCGACUGAUUGACAUGAGUGCCUAUGCAGGCGGCCACCCAACGAUGGGCGCUGUGGACCUGGUGCCCCUCUACCCUCUGGGAGAGGAGGUGGGACUGGGGGACUGUGCCAAGGAAGCUAGAGCGGUGGCUGCUGGGCUGACUGAACGGGUCAGUGGCACCAGUGCUUUCUUCUUUGGUUGGGCAGACUCACCCCAGCACCGAGGCCUGGCGCAGAGACGCAAGGAGAUGGGCUGGUUCAGGAAGAAUCCGGACACAGGAGCCAGCCGGCCAGACGUAGGGCCCCUGCCACAGAAACGAUAUGGCCUCACAGGCGUCGGAGCUAGUCCCUACGUCAUGAACUGCAACGUCACCAUCGACACCCAGGACCUGGCUCUGGGGCGCAGCAUCGCCAUGUCGAUUAGGGAGUCUACUCCUGGGGGAAUACCGGGGGUGCAAGUGCUGGCCCUGCCACACGAGGGUGCCGUGGAGAUAGCCUGCAAUGUGGAGAGCAUGAAGGGGAACCCUCCUAGCCAGGUUGGGGAGAGGGGCGAGCCGUGGCCCACCUUCAGUAUUGGUGGGCAGCCAUACUGCCACGCCCCAGCAUCUCUUAUCACAGCCAGGGUGGCAGAGCUGGCAGGACGGCAGGGGGUGGCCACUAAGGGCACGGCGCUGGUGGGGUUCACGCCCUAUGAGUGCAUAGGCCUGGCAGAGAAAGCUUUGUCAUUGGGCAUCGCUGAGUUCUGGAAAGAACUGCGCAGGUUACACAUGUAACCUUCCAAACUUUACUACAAAACCUCAACGUUUUGUAUUAUUCAGGUUGAUUGAACGAAGAAUGUAAAAGGACAUGCAAGCUGUUAUCGGCAAGGUUUAAAGCAUAUGAAUUGCACAAAUGCACGACUAUUACACAACAGUUUUGAAUCUGUGGGCUCUGGAUUUGAUGUAGCACAUUUGAACAAGGAUAUUGUACAGAGAAUCUCAUUUAGUGUGGUGAUCAUGGUUGAAAACUUCAACGCCAUAGACCUUAACUGUGAUCAUCUUAAAACCUCUUAGAGAUCGGGCUACUUUUUUCAACAUUCUGUUAAAAAUCACGCAACAUUACAACGUCCUGCUACUCAUGCCAGGAAUAUAGUAUAUGCAUAUGAUUAGUAUGUGUGCAUAGAAAACACUCUGAAUGGUUAAAUGGUGUCUGUGACUAUAACAGAACAAGUUCCGUGGUCAAAAUCGCAAGGAAACCUGAUCACAAAAUCGACGGAGAAAAAAUCAAUCCGCCAGUCUAUGUAUUGUCUAUUGGAAGGAAAAAUACUUAAGGGUGAGAUUACAGUUCCUACAGCUUCCACAUGAUGUCGCCAAUGUUGUGAUUUCGAUUCAACUAAAUCCUUGGUCAUCUGAGUAAUAGCCACAUCUGGCUUUCAGGUCCACAGCUGUGAAAAAUGGAACCGGAAAAGUUGGCUACGUUUUUCAAACUUGUGCCUAUUGAAUACAGAUCGCUCCGUGAUCAAUUUGAUCGUUUAUUAACGUUUACUAAUACCUAAAGUUGGAUUACAGAAGUAGUUUGAAGUGUUUUGUCAAAUUUAUAGGCAACUUUUUUAAUUUAAAAAAAUAACGUGUUUAAAAACGGUGUUUUUCCUGGAUCGGUCUUCAUAAAUGGACAUUUUGGGUAUAAGGACCGAUUUAAUCGGGGAAAAAAAGACCCAAUUGUGAUGUUUAUGGAACAUAUAGGAGUGCCAACAAAGAAGCUCGUCAAAGGUAAUGAAUGUUUUAUAUUUUAUUUCUGCGUUUUGUGUAGCGCCGGCUACGCUAAUUCCUUUGUUUUACGUCCCCUUCUGGUAUUUCGGGGUGUUGCAUGCUAUCAGAUAAUAGCUUCUCAUGCUUUCGCCGAAAAGCAUUUUACAAAUCUGACUCGUUGGCUAGAUUCACAACGAGUGUAGCUUGAAUUGAGUACCCUGCAUGUGAGUUUUAAUGAACGUUUGAGUUUUAACGAGUGCUAUUAGCAUUUGGCGUAGCGCAUUUGCAUUUAUUGUUGGCAAGGUGGGACGCUAGCACGUCGGGUGGGCCAGAGAGGUUAAUAUAAGUACUCAUCAAGACACAAAGGGACAAAUUACCAAUUUAGAGUUGAGGUAAUAAUUUCUUGUAAAUCAUUUAACAAUGUCAUUGGGAUACUAACACAAUUCAUUUUGUUAAGCGUGCAUAUCUCAAGUCAGAGUAACACUGAAAGUGCUGCAAAAUAUUGCAAUUUAUUGUUCUAUUAACAGGUUAAUCCUUCUUUAUUUGACUUUAAAGAAUAAACAUGACUUUACUAUAACUUUACUAUUUUCAUAUUAUUGUUUAUAAUUCUACCGAAAAAUAUAUAUUAUCAUGAAAUAUAUUAAAGGUGCGUUCUGUAACAUUCUCAUGUUCAAAACUCUAAAACUACCAUUAAGAUUGGACUCAAUGAGAGUAAAAAAAAGCAACUGUGUAUCCAGACCAAAGUGUGUACACACCUGUUGGAGGAAAUUAUAGUUGAAAUGAAUAAUUAUGUAUACAUUUAAAUUAAAACCAUUCAUUUUAAUACUAUUAUGUUAUGUAACUGACUUGCCUAGUAAAAUAAAGGUGGUAUGAAAUGUAUGGGUUUUUGAUUAAACUAGGACUGAAAAUGUAGGUAAAAUGAAUUAAUUAUCUGUACCUUGCGGGUUUAAGGGAGAAGGAGGGUAUAUCUCUUUAGACAGAUAAGAAUGUUCUUUGAUGUUCCAUUAGUGGAGAAGAGUAUGUCUUUUAGACAGAUUGGAAUGUUUGCUUUAUAAGGGGAGUAGGAGACAAUCUCCAGACCUGAAGACACUGCGCUAUUGUGUGGAUCGGAGAGAGUGUGAGAACUGAUGACGUCAUUUUUAUCUUCUCUUUAAAAUGUAAUGUUCUUUGUAUUUUGGGCCAGUACUCAUCAAGAAUAAAUGCUGAACUUGUUUUUAA
Molecule: messenger RNA, 3980 nt
Organism: Oncorhynchus masou masou (cherry salmon)
Lineage: Eukaryota; Metazoa; Chordata; Actinopteri; Salmoniformes; Salmonidae
Gene: ftcdnl1
Product: formiminotransferase cyclodeaminase N-terminal like 1
Exons: 5
Coding region: 795-1808 (337 amino acids)
Molecular function (GO): transferase activity; folic acid binding
Source: RefSeq, a predicted model, not a curated record